This is a messenger RNA of Antrostomus carolinensis (chuck-will's-widow), 2112 nucleotides long. Its product is annotated as calsequestrin-2. Gene Ontology annotation, biological process: regulation of cardiac muscle contraction by regulation of the release of sequestered calcium ion. NCBI's taxonomy places the organism in Eukaryota, Metazoa, Chordata, Aves, Caprimulgiformes, Caprimulgidae. Gene Ontology annotation, molecular function: calcium ion binding. Gene Ontology annotation, cellular component: sarcoplasmic reticulum lumen; Z disc. The record is from RefSeq and is a predicted model, not a curated record. The transcript has 11 exons. The coding region runs from base 175 to 1392 and encodes 405 amino acids.
CUUUGUUGUGAGCCCAGGACAGCAGAGUUUGCUGCUCCCCACCAGCCUUGCAGAUUUUGGGCUGAUUACUAGGAAAGCGUCAGAAAGAGAAACUCAGUUCAAACUUCACCUCUUCCCAAAUUAAGAAGGAGGGGGACGUUUACUCGUCCUCCGCUGCACUCCAAGGGCUCCCCUAUGAAGGCAACUUGCUGGAUCCUGGCAGGUUUUUACCUGCUUUUCUGCUGCAAGGCAGAAGAGGGACUGAACUUCCCCACUUAUGAUGGGAAAGACCGAGUGAUCGACCUGAAUGAGAAGAACUACAAGCAGGCCCUGAAGAAGUACGACAUGCUCUGCCUGCUCUUCCACGAGCCUGUGAGCUCUGACAAGGUCUCCCAGAAGCAGUUCCAGAUGACAGAGAUGGUCCUGGAGCUGGCGGCUCAGGUCCUGGAGCCCAGGAGCAUCGGCUUCGGGAUGGUGGACUCCAAAAAGGAUGCCAAACUGGCUAAAAAGCUAGGCUUGGUUGAAGAGGGAAGUCUCUAUGUCUUUAAGGAAGAGCGCUUGAUUGAAUUUGAUGGGGAACUGGCCACGGAUGUCUUGGUGGAAUUCCUCUUGGAUCUGCUAGAAGACCCUGUGGAGAUCAUAAACAACAAGCUGGAGCUUCAGGCCUUUGACCAAAUCGAUGACGAAAUCAAACUCAUUGGCUACUUCAAAGGAGAAGAUUCUGAACAUUACAAGGCAUUUGAAGAAGCUGCUGAACACUUCCAGCCAUACAUCAAGUUCUUUGCCACCUUCGACAAAGGGGUUGCCAAGAAGCUAGGCUUGAAGAUGAAUGAAGUGGACUUCUAUGAACCAUUUAUGGAAGAGCCUGUUCACAUCCCCGAUAAGCCUUACACAGAAGAGGAGCUGGUUGAAUUUGUGAAGGAGCACAAAAGGGCCACCUUGAGGAAACUCCGCCCAGAGGACAUGUUUGAGACGUGGGAGGAUGACAUGGAAGGAAUCCACAUUGUGGCCUUUGCUGAAGAAGACGACCCAGAUGGUUUUGAGUUCCUGGAAAUCCUGAAGCAGGUUGCCAGGGACAACACGGAUAAUCCCGACCUGAGCAUUGUCUGGAUUGACCCGGAUGACUUUCCUCUGCUGAUCACUUACUGGGAGAAGACUUUCAAGAUUGAUCUGUUCAGACCACAGAUCGGGGUGGUGAACGUCACAGACGCUGACAGCAUCUGGAUGGAGAUCAGAGAUGAUGACGACCUGCCCACAGCCGAGGAGCUGGAGGACUGGAUAGAGGAUGUGCUUUCUGGGAAGAUAAAUACUGAAGAUGAUGACGAUGAUGAUGACGAUGACGACGAUGAUGAUGACGACGAUGAUGAUGAUGAUGACGACGAUGAUGAUGAUGAUGACGACGACGACGACUAACUGUGACUCUGUGCAGUUUGACUUGUGGGGGCUGAGAGGCCUCCCCUCGCAGCAGGUCCCUCCAACAGAAGACCUGUCUUUGAGCGUCAGCAAGCACCGCUGCUCGUCCUUCCCCCCUGCCCUGCUCCCCCUGCCCCUGCCCUUGCCGGGACCCCCCAGCCUGAUUCUCAGUGGUGCUGAGCCACCGGGACUGCCCCUGCAGCCAGCAGCGCCUGCAGGCACCCAGCACCGCUGCAAAUCAUGCAUCCUUAGUCAGGACAAGAGGAACCUACAGGGAAUCUGCCCCCAAAGCCCCAGAGCAGGAGGAAAACACCCGCCUGCUCACUGCCAGAGGGACACAGGGAGCCAAUUUGUAUUUUCUGUGCUCAUGUGCCCAGCCUUUGACAUCCAAAGACCAAAUCUCACUUCAAAACAUAGGGAAGGCCACUGUAAAGUUUAGUCCUUUGAUUAAACACAAUGCCCUUUGCAGCUACUCUGCCAAGACCGCUCACUCCUGCAAGUUCUGCUGCAGGAGUCUGGAGCUGCUCGUUAACAUGCUAGGAACAGCUAAAAGCUUUGGAAGGUUUUAGGGAUGCUAUUUAAGUUUCCAGUGAUUCCAUAUAACAACAGGAUAUUCUUGUCUGGCAGCUCAAUGCAAAGCCAAACGCCACGGUCCCUGUCUGAACCUCUUCUUGAAAGCUCAGGCCAAAGAAAGGGUAAGUGCAGGUGGUCUGAUAUUGG